Molecule: messenger RNA, 1428 nt
Organism: Monosiga brevicollis MX1
Lineage: Eukaryota; Choanoflagellata; Craspedida; Salpingoecidae
Exons: 2
Coding region: 1-1428 (475 amino acids)
Source: RefSeq, a predicted model, not a curated record
AUGGCCAGCACUCAUGUAGCGUCGCUGUCAGGGAUUCGUGUGGCCCGCCGCGCUCGUGCCCGCGCUGCCCAAGGCCUUGCUCCGGAUGAGCUGGCCGUGCUUGCAAGCCACGCACACACGGCCACUGCUAUACCAGAACUACAACGCCUGCAGCAGGUCGCCACCUCGUUGCAGCUCACCGGCCCCGACGGCUCGAUUGGUCCAGAGCCCAAGCGCGUCCGCCGUUUGCAAAAAGCACAUCACUGCUACGUGUGCAAGCAGGCCUACCAAGUCUUGCAUCACUUUUAUGAGCACUUGUGUACCUCCUGCGGGGAUCGCAACUAUGCACACCGAUCUACUACGCGCGAUCUCACCGGACGCAUUGCCGUGGUUACCGGAGGCCGGCUCAAGAUUGGAUUUGAAGUCGUUGUACUGCUUCUCCGCGCGGGCGCCGAGGUUUAUGCCACCACUCGCUUUCCUCGCGAUGCCCAGCGCCGUUUUGCUCGACUGCCCGAUUACGAUGAAAUACAGUCGCGUUUGCACCUCAUUGGGACUGCAGACUUUAGCAAUCUCGGUGCCGUGCAAGCCUUGGCGCACCACCUAAGCACAUCCUUACCGCGUCUCGACAUUCUCAUCAACAACGCUUGUCAGACCAUCACGCACGACGCGCACUAUAUGCAACUGCUGCACCAGCGGGAGACCAUGGGUGGAGGCUCUGAGCGCCCAUCCUUGGCACUUGCUGACACGGUCAUGAAAGCCCUCACUCUGCCAGCCGCCUCAGUUGCCUCUGAGGCACCGAGUCCCAGUACCAAGGUUGUUAUGCUGUCCAACCGCCCUCAUCAACAAGCGCUGCUGGAAGAGCAGGCGGCCGUCACAGAGCCUUCUUUGCUUCAGCAAUUGGGCGCACAGGUAGAGGGAACAGCCACAUCCGCACUCCUCAAUGAGCACGGGGAGCCGUGUGAUUUGCGAGCGUGCAAUACCUGGACAAUGCCCAACGAGGUCGUGCCAACCACAGAGGUUCUUUCCACGGUCACUGCCAACUAUCUCGCCCCGCGAACACUGACUCUGGCGCUGCUGCCUCUGCUGCGUGCCAAUCCACGACAUGAAGCCCAUAUCAUUCAAGUCUCGGCCAUGGAAGGCAAGUAUUCUGCUUUCAAGACCGGAUUUCACUCGCACACCAACGAAGCCAAGGCAGCGCUCAACAUGCUAGUACGAACCAUGCAUGCACACGAGGCUCGGCAUGGCGUGUACAUGAACAGCGUGGACACCGGCUGGGUGACAAACGAGUAUCCUUUGACUCAGUCGGCUACAGCCGUGCCAAAUCCGCCUUUGGAUGAAGUCGAUGGGGCUGCACGGGUGUUGCACCCCAUCAUGGCUGAUCUCCGAGGUGCCAAUGGCCAGCCCGUACACGGUAUGUUUUUCAAAGACUACAAGCCCACCGACUGGUGA